AUGCAGGCGCACCGGUGCCGAGAGACCUGCAGUUGGCCAUGGGGAAGAAUCGCACAAAUCGCCGUGGUUGUAUCCACGAUGGCGCUGUCGUUUGGGCUGCAGACAGAGAGACCCACAGACGUCUCCUUUGUGGAAGAGUCGCCAGGAGCCCUGCAACCUUUGGAAGGUGACCACAAUGCUACCGGUUGUGGGCUUAUAGAUUUUGACCACAGGAGAUUCACAUGGGACGAGAUAGAACUGAAAAAGGCUGGAUGGAUUGUGGCGCCCGAAGCUGCAGUCCGAUUUAACUAUUUUGUGAGCAUCAGGGACAAUAGCUUCAACCAUGAGUGCAGUGGCAUCGUGAUCAAAGGCGCGUGGGUGCUCACUGCCGCGCAUUGCAUCGAGGCUGUGGGCCCAAACCCUUUGGUGAUGUUCUUGAGCCCAGAAGGCACAAUUGCCACCAGUUGGCAUCCUGGCGCACAGGCAAUGAGGGUGGAGGAUGCCGAAAUCCAUCCCAAAUGGACUGGCAACGUUGAGGAUGGGUGGGACGCUGCAAUGUUGCGCCUGCCCCAGCGCGUGAACAUUACUGGGCCUGCCCUGGCUGCCCCCAAAUCCCACGUCUAUUGCUCCAUGCGCGUCUUUGUGCUUGGCCUAUACGAUGAAGGUGGCCUGUACGACCGUGGCGGACACCUUCAAAUGGCAGAGAUGACGAUCGUAGAGGACCACCUGUGUCCAGGUCUGAAUGGUCUGGCGCCAGAUAUGCUGUGCGCAUUCUCGUACAGCACGCAACUGGAAGAAGGGCACGCUGGAGGCCCAGGGCUCAUCCUACACACUCCGAAUGGCCCCAACAAUCUCGGAUACGUUGACAAGGGAACCCCGGGAUUGGACCUCCUCGUGGGCAUUAUGUCGCACGGCAACGAGUCGCAUGACUACAACAGGGGCACGGGAAUGGCGCGGACAAAAGAUAUCUGGCCAUGGAUCUUCUCAAUUGUUCACCCCGAGAGUACUCAUGAACCCCCCAAGGAGGUCGAGCCCGUUCCUGCCAUUGAAAGUGCACAAGAGACAGAGGAAACGAAGGGAUUUGCUGAGGUCCCAGCUAUUCUGAUGGCCAUGAUCGCUGCGUUUACCUUGUGGUGGCUAAGAAGGCCAAGUGUGAAUGAACUGAAAUACAAUCAAGCCAUGAUGCGCUUUUUGGAGGAGCAACUGAAGAAAGCCAAAAAGGUCAGGAAUCUUGCUGAUCAACCAGGAGACAGGCUGGAAAGAUACGAUAGUGCAAUUGAGAAGGGUGAGAGGUUGUUGGCCAAACACCAGCGCUUUGAGCUCGCGAAGUUCUACAAGAUCAACGACGCUCGGCACGCCGUAGAGGGCAUUUGCGUCGAGCUGUUGGACUACUUGGAAGAUCGAGGUCUGCAAGACCACGUGCAUCUGCAACAGAAGAUUCCUGAGGAUGUUGUCAACGCCGACAAGCACCACCUGUACAUGCUCCUUGCUUACGUGCUCGAAGGCAAGCAACUAUCCCUCGAACUGGAGCGCGACUGGCAAGCUGUGAAAGACGACCACGAAUCGACGCUGAAAGGGCUGCAAAUUAUAUGCGACGACGAUAUCCAACGGGAGGAGAAAAUCGGCGCGGGAAGCGGCGGCAAUGUGUACAAGAGCAAGUGGCAGGGUGUGCCGGUGGCGGUGAAGGACGUUGUCCCCGCCAACAACGAAGUUUGCCUCGAAAAGUUUGCGUCGUUCUUCAGGGAAGCUUCUACCCAGGCGUCCCUCACCUUCAAGCACGUGACCCAGCUGUACGGCAUCACCAAAUCCGGCAAGAUGGUGAUGCAGCUGGCCUGCUGUGACCUGACCACCUUCCGCCACCGGGUGGCACUGACAUGGCCUGUGAAGCGGCGAGCGCUGUAUCAGGCUGCCCUUGGCCUGAGGCACUUGCACAUGCAGGACCCGCAGCUCAUCCACCGGGACGUGAAGAGCUCCAAUUUUCUUGUCUUCGGGGAGGAUUUGGAGACAUGUACGGUAAAGAUAUCGGACUUUGGUCUCACCAUUGAGGACACCAAGACGCGGAGCAAGACGGCCAGGGGCGAUGGUGGGUCGUGGCUGUACAUUGCACCAGAGUUCUACGACAAGAAGCCGCUGUCCCUUGCGUCGGACGUUUUCAGCCUCGGGGUGGUGAUGUACGAGGUCGUCACGGGGAAGCGACCAUAUGCAUCGGCCGGCGGCCGAGAGAUGGCCGUCAUGGCGGCAAAGUGUUCAGGCGAGGAGCCGGCCGAGGUGCAGGAUGGCCAAUGCCCGCAAGAGAUGCUGGAGCUAAUGCGAAGUUGCAUUGCCUGUACUGCCGGUGAAAGACCCUCCAUUGGUGAGGUCUGCGAGGAGUUUGAGAAAUGGAUGAGUGAUCUUGAAGAUAGCUGCGCAAGUGCUCAAUAG
Molecule: messenger RNA, 2400 nt
Organism: Ostreobium quekettii
Lineage: Eukaryota; Viridiplantae; Chlorophyta; Ulvophyceae; Bryopsidales; Ostreobiaceae
Source: the annotation of a GenBank genome assembly